This is a messenger RNA of Phoenix dactylifera (date palm), 3511 nucleotides long. RefSeq names its product ubiquitin carboxyl-terminal hydrolase 2-like. Gene Ontology annotation, molecular function: cysteine-type deubiquitinase activity; zinc ion binding. NCBI's taxonomy places the organism in Eukaryota, Viridiplantae, Streptophyta, Magnoliopsida, Arecales, Arecaceae. The record is from RefSeq and is a predicted model, not a curated record. Gene Ontology annotation, cellular component: nucleus; cytosol. Gene Ontology annotation, biological process: protein deubiquitination.
ACUGUCCUCACAGAGUGGGAGAUGGCCGUAGGCUGAGAGUGACAAGCGUUCAUCUCUUCCAUUUCUUUGCCAUUUCGAUUCGAUUCAAGGCAAUGGCUCCGCCUAAUCGAUUCUCUCCGUCUCCAUUCCUAUUCUUCCAGAAAAAACAUAUUUUUUCCUUGAAAAAAUUCAUUAACUGAAGCUGUUCUGCUGCCAAGUUUCCCAUGUUGGAGUCGCAUUCUUGAUCUUGAACCAAUGGGGAUGAAAACCAAGGCAAUGGCUCGAACCCCUCGAAGGACAAGGCCACGGGUUUUCGCCUUUUGCUACUUUUCCAAUUCUCAGCCGAGCAAUCGGAAUUCCGAUGAUGGAGGUGAGAGAGAGCGCUGUGAUCACUACAAGAAGGACAGUGCGGGGUUGAAUCUACUUCUAUUGGAAUUUCACAGUACCAUUUCAAUUGAUAUAGCGUGUGAAGAAUGCUUUGAGGAGAUCCGCGGAAGUGGAAUUGAAGAAAACUGCCAGCAACUUGAGAAGACAGAUGGAGAAAUGACCUUGGACACAGUCUUGGGUUCUCGAAUCAUCUGGGUUUGCCUGGAUUGUGAACGUUACCUCUGUGGGGGAGUGGAGGGUGGCUCCGAACCGCAUGGCCAUGCCCAUCAACAUGCAAUGCUCGAGGGACAUCCAUGGGCUGCACGGUCUGAUGAUCCUGAUGUUGUUUGGUGUUUUCAAUGCAGUUCAUUGGUCCGAAUUCAGAUGCCGGGGGAGGGGACUGAGGAGGCAGAAUUGAUGGCGAAAGAUGAAGAUGUGGGUUGUACAGGUGGAGUGGAACCCAAGAAAGAAACUGAUGAUGGACCCAAGGAUUUGAUCAUAGAGAGAAGGAAAGCUUAUGUUGUUAGAGGGCUCAAGAACCUCGGGAACACAUGCUUCUUUAAUUCGGUCAUGCAGAAUCUUCUUGCGAUGGAUAUGUUCCGGGAUUAUAUAUUGAGCUCGGAAUGGCUUGUUGGGCCUCUUACUAUGGAGAUGAAGAAGCUUUUUGUUGAAACAACUGCUGCUGAGGAUUCUGCACUGAAUCCAAAUUCCCUUUUUGAGUGCAUAUGUGCCAAGGCACCACAAUUUCGAGGUUAUCAGCAACAAGACAGCCAUGAAUUGCUUCGUUACUUGCUUGAUGGCUUGUGCACAGAAGAAAAAAAUCGAGCCAGUUCUGUAUCUUCUGGCGGGAAAGAUAAGACUGCGGCCAAUACAGGAGCUACUUUUGUGGAAACUAUCUUUGGAGGGAAAUUAUCUACUACCAUUUCUUGUGCAGAAUGCGGGCAUACUUCAACAGUUUAUGAGCCAUUCUUGGAUCUUUCAUUACCAAUGCCAGCAAAGAAGCUUCCAUCUGAAAAUGUUCCACUUGCUGUAUCUACAAGGAGUAAGAGAGAAGGAAAUGGACAUGAGAGGCCUGGAGGAGAGGAUGUUGCUAAAGGAUCUCCAGUGACUAAAAGGCAAAAAUUUGAAAGUUUCAGCCCUGCAUCAGAAUGCAAUGAAUCCUGUAUUCCGCUAUUUGAACAAGCUGUUUCUCAGGCAGUGCAAGAAGUACUCAUGGGGAUUAAAUUUGAUGGGCCAACUGCAGUACUGGAAGGUGCUGAUUCUGCUUCUCAAAUGUGUGAUGUUUCCAUAGUUCAAUAUGUUGAGAAUAAUUCAUCAGGUAGUUCAGACUCACAAACUGAGAUAUGCUCCAAGGAGAUCGUAACAUCUUUAGGUUUCUAUGGCGAGAACUCUGGAAGAGAAGAGAACCUUUCUUCAUGUAUUCCAGAUUCUGGUGUUACAGUGCUUCCUUAUAAGAAGCGGGUUUCAACUCGUACUGAGAUAAACAGCAUGACUCAAAGUCAAGAAAAUGUGCCUUUUUCCUCUGCAACAGUGAAGGAAUGUAGUGCACAAAGCACAUCUGCUUGCUCUGGACCGGUAGACGUUGACUUGGGUGUCUUUGCUGACAUAUUUGAUGAGCCUGAGAUCACUUCUGAUUGCAAGCCAGGAACUGCCACAGAUGAAGAUACAUACUUUUUUUUGUGUGCCAACAGUGAGUCCAAUCAGCAUGAGGUUGAUGAUACUGGUGGUCCAUUGUCAGUUGAUAGUUGCCUGGCCUUAUUCACCGAAACCGAGCUUCUUUCUGAUGAACAUGCAUGGCAUUGCGAGCAGUGUUCUGGUAAUUCUCUACUUCAUAAUCUAGGAUAUAAAAGAAGCCAAAGCCAAGCUGGUACAAGUCUUGAUCAGUCAGAAGCAUUAAACUCUCAGGUGGAUGGAAGUGAAGUCAGAAGUAAAACAGCUUCGCUUAGCCUAGAAGUGGACAAUGAAAAGAUGGCAGUUACACCUCAAAACCUUGUUUCAAAUGUCGAGAGACUUGUUAGUGCACGCACAACCUGGGAUAUUUCCCAGAAUGCACUUGACUGUACUGGGAUAUUGGAUAAUAAAACUUGCAAACAUGGACAAGCUAGGAACAUAAAGAGCUCAGAGUCAUUAGACCCCAUAUUGGAUGACCAAACUCAAUGUGAUGUUUCGCAGAAGGAUGAAAAUGUUGCUGAAUCAAAUUUUACAUCUCAAUAUUUAUCAUGCCCUGCAGCUCAAGAAAAUUCUUUCUUCCAAGAGAGCCAAGGAAAUCUACAGAGUGAUUCUUGUAGCAUUAAUGAUCAGAUCUAUGUUGGUUGUGGUCGCCCAGCUCAGCCACCUGCCUCUAGUUGCUCCCGAGAUCACCCAGAGACAAUAUUCGAUACUUCCUGUGAUAAUGACAGCUUUAGUGAAAUUAAUCAAAUAGGGAAGCAAGGUUCACAGCUGCCGGGUAAGGUUAAUCCUACAGAGGAUGGUAGGGGUCAUGAGAUGGAGCCCAAAAGCCGGAAGGUUAAGAGGGAUGCAACUAUAAGGGUUCUUAUUAGUAAAGCCCCACCUAUUCUAACAAUUCAUUUGAAGAGGUUCAACCAAGAUGCUAAUGGUCACUUAAAUAAAUUGAGAGGACAUGUUAGCUUCCAAGAGAUACUUGACAUAAGACCCUACAUGGACCUCAGGCAUGCGGAGAAGCAGUGUUGCUAUCGGCUUAUCGGCGUGGUGGAGCAUUCAGGGACCAUGGCAGGAGGCCAUUAUGUUGCAUAUGUGAGAGGUGAGAGAAGGCAAGGCAUGACCAAGAAUGCUGGUAGUCCUGCAUGGUUUUGUGCCAGUGAUGAUCAGGUGCGUGGGGUUUCUCUGUCUGAAGUCCUACAGUCAGAGGCCUACAUACUGUUUUAUGAAAUACAGAAAUAGUAUAAUGCGACAUUGAGAUCUUUAGUUCUGUUCCUGACAACCUACAUACAGAAAAGAGGAAAAAUAGGAAAAUGAGGAAUACCCUGAAAGUAUAUAGUCACAGUUUUGUAUGCUUUAUGUAAAUCAGUCCCUAUAGAGUUCAUGGAAAUGUUUACAGUGAAGUGGGGUUUUGUUUUGUUCUGUUUUUGUUUUUGCUUUGUUAAGCAGUGAACUGGUUCAUUUAAGUGACUGAAUGUGGUAUUGGAAACUCAGUCAAGGUGAAAGG